UAGUCAGCAGCAAAAGUAACAUCUCUAGCAUCCGUCAUAGUAAAAUUUUCAUUUUAUUAGUUUUAAUGAAAUAACGCAGAAAUAUGCCUGAGUUUGACGCAGAAACGGUGCUGUUUAGCAUUUUGGCUUUGGUCGUAAUCGAGAAUGCGCUGGAGAUCUACAUAUCGCUGCGUCAGGUGAAAGUCUAUCGCACUGCACUGAAGGUGCCGGCGGAGCUGACGUCACACAUGGGCGAGGAGACGUUCCACAAGGCUCGCAAAUAUGGUUUGGAUCAGGAGAACUUUGGGAUCUUCAAGGCGGCGGUCAUGGACGUGGGCCUGUUUUGCAUGGAACUGUACAUUGGACUGAUUGCCUUGAUCUGGCAGCUGUCGGUGGAGGUGGUGGAGCAUUUAAAUUGGGAUUCCAGCAACGAGAUCAUUGUAAGCUGCGUUUUCGUACUGAUCUCGAACGUGUUGAGCACGUUUAAGGGGCUUCCGUUCAAGAUCUACAAGACCUUUGUACUGGAGGAGACACACGGCUUCAACAAGCAGACGGCGCGCUUUUUUGCAUGGGAUCAGCUGAAGGGCUUCCUUGUCACCCAGGUACUGAUGAUUCCCAUCACGGCUGCCAUCAUUUUUAUUGUACAGCGCGGUGGCGACAACUUCUUCAUCUGGCUGUGGAUCUUCACCGGCAUCAUUUCGCUUGUCCUUCUCACUGUGUAUCCGAUUUUCAUUGCUCCCCUGUUUGACAAGUAUACGCCGCUGGAGAAGGGCCCCUUGAGGCAGUCUAUUGAAGAUCUGGCCGCCUCGCUCAAGUUCCCGCUCACGAAGCUCUUUGUGGUGGAGGGAUCGAAACGCUCAUCGCACAGCAACGCCUACUUCUACGGACUGUGGAACUCCAAGAGGAUCGUGCUCUUCGACACUCUGCUACUCAACAAGGGCAAAGCUGAUGACUCUGAGCUCUCCGAUGAUGAGAAGGGCAAGGGCUGCACGGACGAGGAGGUUCUGGCUGUUUUGGGACACGAACUGGGCCACUGGAAACUUGGUCAUGUGACCAAAAACAUCAUUAUCAUGCAGAUCCACUUGUUCCUGAUGUUCCUUGUCUUCGGGAAUGUCUUCAAGUAUCCACCGUUUUACGUGGCGGUGGGAUUCGCUCCCGGUACUCGGCCCAUUUUGGUGGGCUUGCUGGUUGUUUUCACCUACGUUCUUGCCCCCUACAAUGCAAUCAUGAGCUUUGCCCUGACGAUCUUGUCCCGUCGGUUCGAAUAUCAGGCCGAUGAGUUUGCCUUCAAGCUGGGCUUCGCAGAGCAGCUGGGCCAGGCACUCAUCAAGCUGAACGUGGACAACUUGGGCUUUCCCGUCUAUGACUGGCUGUAUUCCACCUGGAACCACUCGCAUCCCACUCUGCUGCAGCGGCUGAAUCGUCUGAAAGAGCUUGACGAAAGCAAGAAAUUGAAUUAGGAACGCUUACAUCACCAUCGAGACCAAAGUUUACAAUGUUCCCUUUUAUUUUACUUAAAAAAUAAAGUCGGGGGAC
Messenger RNA from Drosophila serrata, 1515 nucleotides. RefSeq names its product prenyl protease type I (gene ste24a). Gene Ontology annotation, biological process: CAAX-box protein processing. NCBI's taxonomy places the organism in Eukaryota, Metazoa, Arthropoda, Insecta, Diptera, Drosophilidae. The record is from RefSeq and is a predicted model, not a curated record. Gene Ontology annotation, molecular function: metalloendopeptidase activity.